AGAAAAAGGAUUAAGGGUACUUGUAUUACCGGUAUAUCGCCGCAUAAAAUCGAGCUAUUAAUAAAGUACUUAUAUAGUACUAUUAGGAGCAUACUUGCUCUUGAAACCCUAUAUACUAAUAGCUUCUCUAUAUCUCGCAAAGGCCGUUCUUUUCUCUAUAGUAAUCGAAAUUAUUAA
This is a messenger RNA of Hyaloscypha bicolor E, 177 nucleotides long. RefSeq lists its product as uncharacterized. The transcript has a single exon. The record is from RefSeq and is a predicted model, not a curated record. Lineage: Eukaryota; Fungi; Ascomycota; Leotiomycetes; Helotiales; Hyaloscyphaceae. The annotation marks the transcript as partial.